Messenger RNA from Cheilinus undulatus (humphead wrasse), 2721 nucleotides. It is a transcript of the gene ubl3a, whose product is annotated as ubiquitin-like 3a. Gene Ontology annotation, molecular function: protein binding. Bases 672 to 1028 code for a protein of 118 amino acids. The transcript has 5 exons. NCBI's taxonomy places the organism in Eukaryota, Metazoa, Chordata, Actinopteri, Labriformes, Labridae. The record is from RefSeq and is a predicted model, not a curated record.
UCAAUGGCUUGACGUGAGUUAGUGAAGCAGGAUGACAGCUGAACGGGUCUCAAAGGCACAGCAGCGCAGUGACUAAUUUAACAACAAUCACCACAAACUCCUGUUUAGAGAGAAGGACCGGCACAUUUCACUGUUUGUCGCGUUUUUAUCAACUAACUGAAGCCUUUGAGUUUCUCAGAGGACAUUAACUGUUACCUUCACGGAUACUGUUUCUCUUUUUUUCACCAAGAGCGAAAAAGAUCCGAGUCCGGAUGUGCCAGCAGUAUUUAGUUUUUCGCAUGGCGUAGGCACCUUUCCUCCAGCAGCAGAUUCUUGAUGUUCGGUGGGUCGGAGGAGGCCCUCGGGUCGACCGCUUAUCCAACUAUCAUUAACUUUACACCUGAAUUUGACCGAAUUCUGUGGAAAAUGAUCAACGAAAUGAUUGUGCAAUAGAGAGGAAGAGAAGCCCUGCGUCCUGACUACCUCAGUUUGAGACUGUGGAGAGAGCGAGGAAGCACCGCCAGGAAUACGGUUCCGUUUUCUUCUGUAAGCCCAACGACUACGCGGGUUCAAGGUUUCGAGAGCUUUUACCACGGGAGAAGAAGGAGAGGAAAUAUUUCAGCUCUUGUCUCGUGUGUGUGAGUGUGGAAGUGCGAGUGUGAAGCCCUCAGAGGACCGGGAAAACCUUCACGAUGACGGGCAGCUGCACCCCGGCGGACAUGAUAAACCUGCGGCUUAUUUUAGUCAGCGGGAAGACGAAAGAAUUCCUCUUCUCCCCCAAUGACUCAGCAGCGGACAUCGCCAAACACGUUUAUGACAACUGGCCGAUGGACUGGGAGGAAGAGCAGGUCAGCAGUCCUAACAUCCUGAGGCUGAUCUACCAGGGCCGCUUUCUACAUGGCAACGUAACACUAGGAGCUCUCAAACUGCCCUUGGGGAAGACCACAGUGAUGCAUUUAGUUGCCAGAGAGACUUUGCCUGAGCCAAAUUCCCAAGGUCAGAGGAAUAGAGAGAAAACCGGGGAGAGUAACUGCUGCGUCAUCCUGUAAAUACACACCUCCGCUGCCGCCAGCCCUCCAUCAUCUUUCUCAUCCGUUCUUAACCGCCCAACAUCCUGGACCUCGAGAGCGUAUCCCGUCCUGGAGUCUGUCCACAGUGCGGAUAUGCAUACAUAAGAACUCAUACAUACGCCCGUCUUCUGUUUUUUUCCAUACCCCGUCUCUUAAUCUUCCAUAGAAAGAUGACAGGUCAAUCCAGGAAGCAGGAAACUGAUCAAAAAAAGUUGAUUCCUUUUUUUUUGUACUUGAUUUAUUGUCAUAAGUGAAAAUUAGACGAAGGAACUGGAUUUUGCAUGUUUUUUUUUCUUAAUGCACACCUUUGUAAGCCUUCUGCCACACUCCUACACACAAACACACAAACAUUGUGCAGCUCUAGUGAAAGCCGGUUUCUUACUGGCUCUUUGCUCUCUAGCUGGAUGUCGUAGUAACUCAGUGCCCAAGUUUGUGCGUGUGUGGCCUUGUUUUAAGCUGAGAAUAUUAACCACUAACAUCCUCAUACAUUCUCACACGCUCUAUGACAUCCUGUCUACACAUCCGACCAUAUGUGCUUGUGUGAUCUCCCUCAGUGCAGCAGACGAAGCUUAGAUGUGCCUGAUCAGAUAACUCAAACACACACACACACACACACCUGUGUCCUUUUACUGCCCUCCUCUGCUUGUGCCCUUAAAGGUCACAAGGGAGAUGUUAUUCUGUUUUGUCUGCAGAGCGCUGUAGAGACGAAGCACACGUUGCUCUUUUAGUCGUCAUAUUUUAGCCAAACAAAGCCUAACAAACAAACAAAUAAACAAACAAACCCAGGUUUUGGUGGGUCUUGUUUGGGUUAUUUGUUUGUCCAUGACAUUUGUGACUGUGUUUUCGACAGUCAGCGCUUGUUACUGACCAAGCAGUGUUGUGAUUAAAAAAAAGACAUCAUGUCAGUUUCCUCCCACUCUCUUUCUUAGUAAAGCCGCCUAUAUGGUCUCCUUUUUUAACAGUGUUGUGAAGGAUCUCUCUCUUGACAAUUACUGUUCAAGCAGGGAAAUGAACUCCUGGGAUGAAAAUGUUCCUCGUUUGUCUUAAUUUGCGCUCCUUAAUCCUCUCUCUGCAUUAACAAGUCCAUUUUGCACAACCGAAGCAUGUGCUCCUUCAUCAGAUUAAUACAAAUGUAUAAAAGUUUUAUUGUCUUAUUUUAUAUUUUUCCAAUGGAAGUAAUGUUCCAAACAGACUAAGGUAACGUGUAGAAUAUAUUUAAUAUGAAUCUUAUAUAGAACAUGAUGACUCUAGAUCUUGUUGCUAUACAGUAUAUUGGUGUGUAGUCUCUGAUUGUGUAUACGGUUAGCUUCUAGCCUGUUCACAGUCACUCGCUGAGUCUUGUGCUUAACAGCAGCAAAAAAAAAAAAGAAACCUCCCUAAUCAUUGACAGACUGUACUUUUAUUUUCUUCUGUGCUCUUUUAUUAUUAUUUUUCAUUUGUUUAUAAUUUAAUGUAAUCCUUUUUCUUUGUGGGUUAUUUUUUGCUUUCAGGAAUGGCUUUGUAACAGCACUAGGUCUUAAAAAAGAAAUAUUGUUUAUAUUGAUCAAGGUUCAAAUCUGUACAGAGAUAAACGUUUUCAAACCAAUUGUAAAUAGCACUAAUACUCCCUGUACCCCCUCCAGACUUCAAAAUGGAAUACAUCUGUAAACUAAAUAAAGGAUAUUGAAGUGAA